Sordaria macrospora k-hell is the source of this 2100-nucleotide messenger RNA. RefSeq lists its product as uncharacterized. The record is from RefSeq and is a predicted model, not a curated record. NCBI's taxonomy places the organism in Eukaryota, Fungi, Ascomycota, Sordariomycetes, Sordariales, Sordariaceae.
AUGUCGACCGAGCCGGUGAUCCCUCGUCCCGCACAAGAGGGCCAUGAGCCAAAUACAAAGAAGAAGCUCGUCCAUAAUGGGAACGCGAUCGAGUUUGCAAAGGAUCGAAAGUCACAAGGUCUCGCUGGACUCAUCAUGUGGCUACCCGGCGACGCGAAAGGCGUUCCACGCGACUACGUGUCUCUCAAGCACCCGGUGGUCAUAUUAUCACCGGCCAUCUCUGCCACCAACAAGGUCGAGAUAGUAGGGAUGACAUCCUUGGGUAACCAAGACCUCACCAAAAGAUUCAAGGCCUCCCGCAAAGGAAUGAAGCAGAGGGCUAAAUAUCUUCCCAUCGAGCCUACACCUUCUCACCCUGACAUGCCGGAGAGGAACAUGAUGCUCAAGAUGUUACCUUACUCGCCGAAAACGCCUUCGUACGUGAACGGCUCGUCCAAUUCUAGAAGAACCGUUCUAUUCUCCGAACUUGCGGAAUACCUCCAUUACGAUUCGAUCCACAAGAUUUACCCGAGAUUUUACCUGGAGAACGACUCGUACCACAAGUUGGCUGCCUUUGCUGGGUUCUCAGCUGUUCAACUUCUUCACACUCCCGCGGACCCGGAAGCGGAAGUGGACAAGCAGGAAUCCGUAGAGCAGCUCGAGGACACCACGGAGCAGCUCAAGGACAUAAAGGCGGACAACAUGAGCACAGAGCCUCCCUCUGAGGACGAGGAUAACACCCAAGCCCGUCCAAUGGACUCUCAACCUUUCGGGCUCCGAGAACCGCGACCUUACCACUUCAUUCCACGGCCGCCAACUCCCCCAUCUCCAGCACCACUAUCUUCAGGUCCCUCAACUCUAGCACCGCCGCUUGGAACUACCUCGACUCCAGAACCAUCACCUCCACCUCCAACUCCCUCGACUCCAGCACCAUUGCCUCCAGCCCCCCAAACUCCAGCACCGUCACAACCGUCUGCUGAUGAUGAUGUUCCAGACGACCUAACGCCCGAACAAGAGAGGCGCAUCGACUUGAUUCUGCAGGCAUUAGACACGCAAAUUCGCCUCAACCCGGUGCUUUCCCGUCAAGCAUCUGAGCGAACGUACGAACAAGAGAUGUUGUGGCGCGCACGCAUGGUUGUGGCCAUCAUGGAGGAGAUCGCGAAGAUAUCUCGCCUCAACGAUUCGCUUGCUGCCCGCAAGAGUGACAUGGAUGAUGGCCGCGACGGUUCUGCUACGGCAAAAAACACAGGUGAAGGUAAAGAUGCCUCUAACGAUGAAGCUCAGGACCAGACCCAAGACCAUCCAAUGGAUCCUGAACCAUUUGGCUCCCGCAACCCGCAACAUGAACCUUACCGCUUCAUUCCGCAGCCUCCAACUCCAACCCCCUCAACUCCAGCUCCAGCUCCAACUUCAGCUCCAGCUCCACCGCCCAUCAACGACGACCCCCCACCCAAAACCUUCCACUACAUGACACUCGAAGAAGCGAAGCGCAUACGCAUGGAGGACUUAGAGAGACGAUCUCGCCUCAACGCUUCAUCUUCCGCCCGCGCAAGUGAUGACUGGCGCAACCGCUCUGCCACGGCCACAAGCCAAGGCACAGGCAAAGAUGCCUCUCGCGGUGCUCGCGAUGAUGCUAAAGACAAAGCCGCCCGCGAAGAUCCAGGCGAUAGAUAUAGACGCGAGGUCUACAAAGAAGCACGUCUAUGGUGGACGGACCUACCACGUCGCACCCGCUUGGCCAUCAAGUGGGUUCCAACCUCUGCGGUCGUUGGCAUUCUUGGCUGGAAGUUCUGGCACAGCCAGCUUGGUGGAGAGUUGUUCACUGAGGCCGUGGCAGGUAGCGAAGGCUUGAAGGUGGUGGGUAGAGGGUUGAUGGGGGUAGCAGUGGCCAUGGCGAGGGGCAUGUCGGCGGUGCUGAAGCAUUGUUGGCGGCAUCCGAACCAGUAUGGGGGCAUCGGGUUGGUGUAUGGCUUAUGGUUAAAGGGGAAACUUCACGUAUUGGUGCAAGUGUUGGCUGGAAUGUUGUUCCUUAUGGGUUGCUGGGACUAUGUGCUCAGUAAGCCAGGCGACAGUUCUCCCUUAGAUGGGUUGUUUCUGCCUCGGCGCGACGACUGGAGAUAA